GUCACUGAGCGGUGAGUCCGGCAGCGCUGGCUCGAACACGUGCCGACUCAGCGGGCACUCCGACAACGGCGUCUCGCACGACGCACUCAGACUGCAGCGGCGCAGCGUGUUUGCACCAUGCUUUCCCACUGCGAGUCGCUCUCGCCGGACUCGUCGUUCUCACAGCGCUGCCAAGUCGUCGAGUGACAUUAGGCACCAUGAAACUAUCUGCAGCAUUGGCUGUUCUGUCCGAGUUGAAGCUCUGCCUGCAACUCGGCUUCGUUCCAACUCUUCGCGCAAUCCUCCGUUCGCCUACCUUGCUUCUCCGUCCCCGCGCGAUCUCGCGGAUCUUCAUGAUGCAUGUGUGGAGUGCAUACGGAGACGGCGUAGAUGCAAACUCGCGCUCAGUGAAGGAAGGUCUCAUACCUGCGAACGCGCAAGGUGUAGUGUUGGAUGUGGGUGCCGGAUACGGCCACACGGUGAACUAUCUUGACAACAAGGUCACGAAAUACGUCGCGCUUGAGCCGAACCAACUCAUGCAUGUCGAGAUUCGCCAGCGCGCUUCCGCAGCUGGCUUCACCGAGGCCGAGGGAACGCUCGUCAUUUUGCCAUACGGUGCUGAGGAUGUGGCUUCCAUCAUAUCAGCUCUGGGAGGGCCGAAUUCGGUCGACACCAUCAUAUCUAUCCUGUCGUUUUGCUCAGUGCCCGACCCAAAGAAGAACAUACGGACUCUCGUCGACCUAGUGCUAAGACCGGGGGGACAGUUGCUAUUCUACGAGCACGUUCUUAGCCCCCGUUCCGACGUUGGAUGGUGGCAGCACUUCUGGACACCUGUGUGGAAAUACGCAAUGGACGGAUGCUGCCUCGACCGUCCGACGCACGAGUGGAUCAAACAAAUGGAUGUCUGGAGUAAAGGCGAGCUGUGGGGUUUACCCGACGAGAGCGAGGAACACAUAUGGUGGCACCGCGUAGGCAAAUUCGUGAAAGCAGGGCAAUGAUAUCUGGUAUAUACGCCUUGACCUAGCGGCCGCGACAGUUACUUAUCAUUUGGGUUUGACAGUAUUUAACGGUUGUUGCCUUUGAUUGUAUCGGUAGAAGCUCCUUGACAAUGAUGCAUCGGUCCAUGCACCCACGUUUGAAGCGCAUAGUAUCACGAGCCGGGCUCAAUAUGUCAUGCUACCCAGUCGCAUUCAGUGACCGAAGGACGGCGUACCCACUAUUACUAUUUGACCGGCUCCCGUGGCUACGACAGCAGGGAUAGUGGACAGCCCUCUGGCAGUGCCGAUGGUCAGAGAAUAGUAUGCUCACACAAGGAUCUCGAUUGCGUGCUCG
Rhodofomes roseus is the source of this 1311-nucleotide messenger RNA. RefSeq names its product S-adenosyl-L-methionine-dependent methyltransferase. Lineage: Eukaryota; Fungi; Basidiomycota; Agaricomycetes; Polyporales; Fomitopsidaceae. The record is from RefSeq and is a predicted model, not a curated record. Bases 198 to 977 code for a protein of 259 amino acids. The transcript is spliced from 3 exons.